Molecule: messenger RNA, 1497 nt
Organism: Cuscuta epithymum
Lineage: Eukaryota; Viridiplantae; Streptophyta; Magnoliopsida; Solanales; Convolvulaceae
Source: the annotation of a GenBank genome assembly
UAUACCUAAAAUGUACGGAGUAAUUCAUUUCUAGCAAUACAUUGCGUUACGAAAUGUAACAAGUGUUGCCGCUGAGAAAUACCACAAAAAUUCACUAUAAUUUUUUUUUUUUUCACCACAAAAUCUUUUGAAAAAGAAAAAAAUUGGAAUCCAAGGUUUCCGAAACGUAGUGAAACGGGUUUCCAAAUUUUUCUUAAUUACGGAAACGGCCCCGAAACGGGAAUUUGAAGUUUUCGAGUUUCCGAAACGCUUCCGAGUUUCCGAAACGUGGAAACGUGAGCCAUGAAGAGUUUCCGUGCUUCUUAGCCCCUGAACCUAAUAGCCAACGAAUAACCUCUGCUCUUGGACACGUCUGCCUAGGCUCUUGCACAAGGAGAAGUCCGCACCAUCUCCGUCUAGCUCCUCCGGCGCAUCGACCUCGCCGCCACCUCCCUGUCGUCCGCCACCAGUGUAAUAUGAAUCGACCGUCGCCGCCACCAGCCACUCGGGUAUUCAUCUCCGCCGCCCACCAUUAUCUUCUGAUUCGAUUAUCGCCUACGCAUCUGCAAAAUCGCCGUCAAUUUCAUCGAGAGUUGUCAGUCAACAAGAAUAUUCGCCAUUACAUCGAAGUUUCUUAGCUAUUCCUUCUUCAUUUCUUUUGACACCAGAUCUGGUUCGGUGGUUAGGGUUUUCGGCUGAGGUUAGGCGGUGGUGGGUUGGGGUAGUGGUGGGAUGGGACUAUGUUGGGCUGAUCCAAGCCUAGAGCUGGGAAGGGGUGAAUUUUGGCUCGGAGGUGGAGCAGGGGAGGGGGUUGGGGCAGGACAGGGACGUGACUGGGGAGCAAGGGAGGGGGUUGUGGUGGUCUGGGCGGGCAGCGUUUGGUCGGCUGUAAGAGCAUGUGUGGCGGCGGGCGGAACAUGUUUAGCGGUGGGCAGCGGCAUGGUUGUAGGAGAUAGUGGCCGAUGUCAUCCUGUGUCUGCAAUAGCCAUGGUCACUGUUGAAUCAUGUAAAUGUAAUGAAUUAGAUUGGAUAAAUGUAAUUGAUUGGUUCGGAUGAUUGUAAUUGAUUGGGUCGUGUUAUUGUAAUUAGACGGUCUAAGUAACUGUAAUGGGGUGGGUUGAGUAAUUAUAACUGGGCGUUUGCCACUGGACGGACAGGUAUUGGUCAUUGAACGGAUGAACAUUUGUCACUGGACGGCAGUAAAUAUGUCAUUUGUCACCGGGCGGAAGUCACUGUAGAAUUAGUCAUUGUGACCGAAUCGGGUGUAACUGUAACUGGUAGACGAUGGUCAUUGUGGCGGUGGUCACUGCACGGGAAUCACUAUAAAAAUUGAUCACCGAGCGGAUGUCACUUUGUCAAUUGGUCACUGGACAAAAGUCACUACACAUUUGGUCACUGUGAUGCGGGUCAUUGGUGGGGCAUAUUAUUUUUUUGUCACUGGAUGAAUUUUGUAACUAUGUCAUUGGUAGCUGUAACAUUGGUCACUGCACAUUUGGUCACUGUGACGGGUUACUGUAG